UGUGGUGUGAGGUGAGUUUGUAGAAUCUUAUUAAUUAAUUAGCAGUGCGCACCUUCUUCUGUGCGCCGCGCCCUCCAUUUAUUUAGUUUCUCGAGAAGAGCUCCAGAAGAGAGGGAGAGGGGAUGGAGUUAAUUAGAGAAUUAGGGCAGCUGUUCGUGACGGUGCUGCUGACCGGAUUCGGGAUCAGCGUUGUGAUUCCGGCGAUGACGGACGUAACGGUGGAAUCUGUGUGUCCAGGGCGAGACCAGUGCUCCCUCGCCAUUUAUCUCGCCGGCUUCCAACAGGCGAUAACUGGAUUUGGAGCGAUGUUUGUGAUACCGUUGAUCGGUAGUCUAUCGGACAAAUAUGGAAGGAAAAGUUUAUUGACUGUGUCCAUUGCGCUCUCCAUUAUGCCUCCCGCGAUAUUGGCGUAUGAAAGAAGCACCAGUUUCUUCUACGCGUACUAUGUGAUGAAGACUCUCACCGCCAUGCUGUGCGACGGCGCGUUACUUUCACUCGCCCUCGCCUAUACGGCAGACAAAAUUCCGGCCGACCGGCGAAUAUCGGCGUUCGGAAUCAUAUCUGGAGCUUUUUCAGCAUCUUUCUUGUGCGGGAGCUUUGCCGCAAGGUUCCUUCCUAUUGACGCAACCUUUAAGGUUGCAAUGGGUGCAUCAUUACUUGCAACGGUGUACAUGAGGGUUUUUCUAGAAGAGAGUAUUCCAUAUGAAAUUGAUGAGUUAUCUCAGCCAAUUUCCAAGACAGAAGGAGAAGGCGAUGUCGAUGUUCCCGAAUUGUCGAGAAGAGCUCUGACGACGUUCAAAAGAGUUCCCUCUAUCAAAGAAGUCAUCCGCUUGCUCCGUAGCAGCUCGACAUUUUCAAGGACGGCAAUGGUUUGUUUCUUCAAUAACCUUACGUUGGGUUGGUUACAAGCCUCAUUGAUGUACUACUUAAAGGACCGUUUUCACUCCAACAAAGACCAAUUCGCUAGCUUAAUGAUAUUUUUUGGGGCUUUGGGGACCAUCUCACAGAUGAUAGUGGCGUCUUCUUUGUCAGCUAUCAUAGGGGACGAACGAUUACUUUCUGUAGCACUCUUUGCAACCUUUACAUAUUCGUUCGUUUUAAGCAUAGCUUGGUCAUUUUGGGUUAUUUAUGCUUCAUGUGCACUUUUUCUUCUCUCUUUUUGCGCGAUUCCAACGACUUGUAGUAUUGCAUCAAAGCAAGUGGGGGCUCACAAUCAGGGGAAAGCUCAAGGAUGUCUUUUUGGCAUUCAAAGUUUUGCUUAUGCAAUAUCUCCAUUAAUUUUCAACCCUCUAGCAGCUCUUUUCCUAUCCGAGGAUGCACCAUUUGACUUUCCUGGGUUUAGUAUUUUGUGCAUCGGACUUAAUACGUUGGUUGCCUUUGUGUUGAGCCUUACGAUAAAAGAAAAUCCAUCAAUUUCAAGUGAAGAAGAUCAUUAGUGAUGGGCUCCUAUAAAUAAUGCUUCCAUCCCCAAAAACAACUCUACUUUGUACAUUUUUUGGCUCUAGAAUUCAUGUAAUAUAUUACAGAAUUCUUGUAUACAUAUAUUACCUUCAAAUAAUGAUGGUAAAUGGUUAUAAUAAAUUAUUGACCAA
This is a messenger RNA of Momordica charantia (bitter melon), 1592 nucleotides long. RefSeq lists its product as uncharacterized. NCBI's taxonomy places the organism in Eukaryota, Viridiplantae, Streptophyta, Magnoliopsida, Cucurbitales, Cucurbitaceae. The record is from RefSeq and is a predicted model, not a curated record. Gene Ontology annotation, molecular function: transmembrane transporter activity. Gene Ontology annotation, biological process: transmembrane transport.